AUGUUCUCAUUAGAGAAUGCACUUUAUUUUCAAGCUGGGCUUGGAUUCCUAGCCAAUAUGUUUCUUCUAGUUUUUUAUAUUUUCAUAAUCCUAGGUCACAGACCUAAGCCCACGGACCUGAUCUCCUGUCAACUGACCUUCGUUCACAUAAUGAUGAUCCUCACUGGAGGAAAUCUCAUACUUACAGACAUAUUUGAGUCACUGAAUGUUGAGAAUGACAUCAAAUGUAAGGCAACUUUAUACACAAACAGAGUGAUGAGAGGCCUCUCUAUCUGCAUCACCUGCCUCCUGAGUGUGAUCCAGGCUGUCACAAUCAGUCCCAGUACCUCUAUACUGGCAAAAUUUAAACAUAAACUAAGAAAACACAUGGUCAAUGCUUCUUUCUUUUAUAUUUGCUCUUUCAAUUUUUCUCUUAGUAGUAUCCUGAUCUUCUAUGUUGGCGGUUUUACCAACAUGAGUGAGACCAAGCAGAUGAAGAUCACUAAAUCCUGCUUAAUCUUGCCAAUGAACUACAUCAUCAGGGGAAUGGUUGUAACAGUGACAAUUGUCAGAGAUGUGUUCUUUGUAGGAGUCAUGCUGAUCACAAGCACAUACAUGGUGAUUAUCUUGUUCAGGCAUCAGAGGCAAUGCCAGCAUCUUCAUAGCAUCAACCAUCUGAGAGCAUCCCCUGAGAAAAGGGCCACCCAGACCAUCUUGCUGUUGGUAGUUUUCUUUGUGGUCAUGUACUGGGUGGACUUCAUCCUCUCAUCCUCCUCAGUCCUGUUAUGGAUGUAUGACCCAGUCGUUCUGAUUGUUCAGAAGUUUGUGAUGUAUGCCUAUCCCACAAUUACUCCAUUGGUACAAAUUAGUUCUGAUAAUAGACUAAUCAAUGUGUUGAAAACCUUGCAGUCAAAAUGCCACUAG
Molecule: messenger RNA, 903 nt
Organism: Mus pahari (shrew mouse)
Lineage: Eukaryota; Metazoa; Chordata; Mammalia; Rodentia; Muridae
Product: vomeronasal type-1 receptor 100-like
Exons: 1
Coding region: 1-903 (300 amino acids)
Biological process (GO): G protein-coupled receptor signaling pathway
Cellular component (GO): membrane
Molecular function (GO): pheromone receptor activity
Source: RefSeq, a predicted model, not a curated record